AUGUCCAAAGGUUCAACUAAAUAAUCAGCUACUUUGGAGCUAUCAUAUUAGGUUCCAUCCAGCACAGGGGGGUUCUUGCCAGCUGAUCCAAUUAAAUUCUGCUUGCGUUUUAAGCCACCCACCAUAGCUAUAGUGUAUUAGAUACUUCACUCAUAAAAGGGUCAGAGAAAAUACGUGCAUGAAAUCAAAGUAGACUUGAAAGAGAACAGUGACAUCAACAAACUUUGCGAGGAAUUGUUUGUAAAGGAAAGAACUUACUUUAAUCCUUAAAAAAUCAGCAGGCAGUAGGUGCUUGAUCUUCUAAACAAAUUGUAUUCUUAGCUGUACAAGUAAAAUAAAGAAAACAAAAUUUAAGCUAAGCCUGAAAUAAAAGAAGAAGAGUAAAGAAAGCCAGCAGUAUAAGAAAAAAAGAAAUUCCCUGCUUAUGAUGAAUAGUUUGACGAUAGCGAUGAUGAUGUCAAGCCUAUUAAGAAAAUUGAACCAGUUAAGAAUGAACCCUCAAAAGAUAAGAAAGGCAAUAUGUUAGAUGACUUUGAUGAUGAAGAUGACACUGAUCCAUGGAAUUUAGAAGCAUAAAAGAAGAUCUAACAGAAACCUGCAGAAAUAAAGCCUAAUUUAAAUUAAUAAGUGCAAGACAAUAAAAACAAAAAUAAUCCUUUUGAUCAAAAGGUUAAGCCAGCUUUUGAUGAUCUUGAGGACAUUGGAUUCGAACUUGACUCUGAUAGACCAAUUGAAUUCAACAAUAAUAAAUAGAAAAAGGAUGAAGAUAAGUUUAAUGAUCUGUUUGGAGGUAACAAAGGAAAUCAAAAGAGACAAGAGACUGAAGAUAAUGGUCUUUUUGUAGAUAACGAUUUCGGUGAUGAGUUUGAAGAUGACUAUGAGAAUGAUUUCGAUGAUGAAAAUCAAGCAAGCGAAUAAAAAUCUAAAAAGGUACAUAAAGAUGAGGAUGAGGAGGAAGAUAUUUUUGAAAAAUCUAGGUCUAAGGAUAACAAAAAGGCUGAUGAGUAAAAGCCUGCCAAGGAUGAACUAAAAGGUGAUAAUCAAAUUAAAAAUGAGGUCAAAGCAACAGGAAGUCUUGAACCAGAUGAGGAUGAAGAAGAAGACGAAGAAGAUGGAGAUGGAGAUCCAGAGAGUCAAGCUAGAUUAAUAAAUGAAUAAUUCAAUCAAAUAUACGAGAAUGAUCCCUAACUCAGAUAAGUACUAGGAAAUGAGAUCAAUGGACUUUCCUUAGAGGAAAAGUAUCAAAUCAUGACAGCCUAUUUGAAUGGUGGCGGUGUUCAAGGUUUACUUGGAGAAGAUGAUGAAAAGGCUGGUAUUGAUGACGAUGAUGCUAGAGCUAUUGAAAAUGAGUUUAAUACAAUUUAUACUAGUGAUUCUAAACUCAGAGAAAUUUUACAAGGUCAAGAUCCAACAAAACUCACAUUGGAAGAAAAAUAUGAAAUACUAGCUGCUUACAAGAAAGGUGGUGGAGUUCAAGGACUUCUUGGAGGUCUAGAAGAGGAGGAAGAAGAGAGUAUUAUUGAACACAAUGGUCAGAAGUUCAAGAGAGUAUAAAUUGAAGGGGAAGCUUAGGAGUACCUAAUGGAUGAAGCAGGAAAUAUAUACGAUGGUGAAUUUAAUUUUAUCGGGCAAGCCAACAACUCUGACGAGGAAGAUGGAUGA
Messenger RNA from Stylonychia lemnae, 1662 nucleotides. The record is from the annotation of a GenBank genome assembly. NCBI's taxonomy places the organism in Eukaryota, Ciliophora, Spirotrichea, Sporadotrichida, Oxytrichidae.